Messenger RNA from Hevea brasiliensis (rubber tree), 1312 nucleotides. RefSeq lists its product as uncharacterized. The transcript is spliced from 2 exons. The coding region runs from base 756 to 1121 and encodes 121 amino acids. The record is from RefSeq and is a predicted model, not a curated record. NCBI's taxonomy places the organism in Eukaryota, Viridiplantae, Streptophyta, Magnoliopsida, Malpighiales, Euphorbiaceae.
AAACUUCCAUAAUUCUAUCCGCUCAGAACAAGUAGAAAGAGAUUUGAUGGCUCAAAUGCAAGACCUUACCCAGUUGCGUCAUCCUCAGUCCAAGAAUGGUACAGCCCAUAUAUUGAUCGCCACCAUAUUACUGCUAAGAGAGAUUCUCCACCGAUGGGACAGUCCUUCCGAUCGCCGGACCUCUCGGAAUUGAGACUCUACUCGAUCCAAUUCCAAGCUCAAUGACCCGAACAAAUUUGAAAGGUUGUCAGAGCAACCGUUAAUGAAGAACCGAGCAAUCCUUGGUGGUAUCGGACGUUCCAAGCCCACAUUUGGCUGUCGAAUCGGGGUUCUAAACGGUGUGCAAAACCGUGCCAAAUCUCUUCUACCUCUGCCAACAAGCUGAGACUCUCCCAUGAAUAAGCAUAUGCAGCUGAAAUCAUAGAAGGAGGAGACAAGGUGAUGGCAUGUGCUAGGAUAGAAGCCACACAGAAAUCAUAACAUAUGCGAACGAAAUCAAAAGGAAAAGAGUUUACAGACACAGCUCGGAAAUCCAUGUUGAUGGAUCACAUAGAUUUUCCGAGUUGUGUGUUUCCAGAAGCAAGCCAAGGAUGAUUAUCCCUGUUCUCCCUCAAAGGCUUCCAAUACGUUGGCAUAAUCAAAGGAAAACCAUUUUGAUUAUGCCAAUAAUCAUGUGAUCGAAUCACACAAAUUUGACAGGGAGGAAGACCAUCCCCAUCAUCAGAAAUAACACCAUCACCGCAGCGGCGAUUCCUAUGGCUCCUGUGAUUUUCUUCACAGCCACCGACUUCUUGCCUCCAAGCAAGAAGCUAAGUAAAAGGAAAAGAAAAGCCAUAGCGUUAGCAGCCACGAUGAUAUACAGUAGAUGCGUGGGUGAGACAGAUGAAGACGCCAUGGGAACGAACCUUUUGAUCUCGCCAUCAUCGAUAUGGAUGCCAGAGCAGCUGGUCAAGCAUCUGUUAAGUUCCGCUGAGAUUAGUUUUCCAUCGCAGUCUUCAUCGAAUUGUUUGAUCACCUUCUUGAUCGCAUCCCUCUUCCAUUCAAUUUCAAAGAUCGAGUUUGGGGUUGGCGUCGUUGUCAUGGUUGUGUACUUGAACAGAGUUGUGUGGGUGGAGGACUGAAGACGGUGAACUGAGGAACUUUUGUAUUGAUUAUUAACAUAUUUGAAAGGCUAAACUUUAAAAGGGACUUGUUGACUUGACAAAUUAAAGAGCAUUGAUUGUAGCACAAUAAUUCUCAUGAUAUUAUCGCUAUGUUUGAUUAAUUCUAUAAAAUUUUAUGAAAUUUAAUUGAAUUUUAAAAUUUUUUUUAA